AGUCAACAUAGCGCGAUUGAUUUUGAAGCUUUUACAUGUACCUGCGCAUGCAAGGCAACAUUUGAACCUUGGAUUUUUUAUCAAGUUCAGCCUUGCCAGCUAAACCUUGACACGACCAUCACCAAGUCACGGUUUCUCACGAUGUUGUGUGCUCUUUCCGGCGAAGCUCCUCAAGAGCCCGUCGUCUCCAAGCUAUCUGGCGCUGUCUUUGAGAAACGUUUGAUUGAGAAAUACAUCGAGGAAAAUGGAAAGGACCCGGUGAGCGGCGAGGACCUAACUCUCGACGACCUUCUUGUCAUACGAUCGCCCUCCGUUGUUCGACCCCGACCGCCUACUCUGAGCUCUAUACCCGCCAUGCUUGCAGCUUUCCAGAACGAGUGGGAUGCCGUCGCCUUGGAAACCUACAGUAUUCGGCAAGAUUUGAACAGAGUGCGAGAGGAACUUGCGACGGCCCUUUACCAACAUGAUGCUGCCGUUCGCGUCAUAGCAAGACUGAUGAAGGAGCGUGAUGAGGCCCGGGACGCGCUAUCGAAGGUGACUGUGUCAGCAGGCAGCGCAGGUGCAGGUGAUGCCAUGACACUUGACCCCGAGUCUCUGCCUGAGGACUUGGUAGCUAAGGUGGACGAAUUCCACGCUCGGUUGUCUAAGACUCGGAAGAAGCGAACCAUUCCUCAAGGAACGGCAACCGCAGAGGACGUUGCUUCAUUCGCCGUCAGUGCUACCAAUUCUCUGCCCGUUCCCCAGGCUACGACAGUUAGUGUCUCGGAGGGAUAUGCUGCCGUGGGCGGAUUGCAGGGUGAUGUAGCAAUCUACUCGAUCGAUUCGGACACAGUCGAACGUUCGUUACAAGUUAACGAGCCCGUGACAAAUUCGAUAUGGGAUGGUACUAGGGUCUAUUUCGCAACAUCCAAGGGCUCUGUUAAGGUCUUUGAGAAUGGCAGUGAAAUUGCAUCCUUCUCGGAUCACGCUGGCCCUGUCACUGGUCUUUCAAUUCACCCCAGCAAGGAGAUUCUAGCAUCCAUCGGUUCAGAUAAGAGUUUUGUCUUCUACGACCUAGUCAACUUGCGCCGUGUUCGACGCGUGUUCACCAAUUCUGUCUUUACUACCUGCGCAUUCCAUCCCGAUGGUCAUCUCUUCGUUUGUGGCACCAACUCUGGCGAGAUUACGGCCUAUUUUACCACUACGGGACUUGAAGGUGCCUCGUUCACUCUAGGCGCACCCGUUCAAGCGAUUGCUUUCUCUGAGAAUGGCUACUGGUUUGCAGCCACGGGCAAGGGACAGACAACUGUCACCAUAUUCGAUUUGCGCAAGUCAGGUGACGCUGCACAAGCCAAGGUUCUCGAUACCGGCAGUGCAGUGCAGAGCCUGGCAUGGGAUGAAUCGCAGCAGUUCCUCGCGACAGGCGGCCCUUCUGGAGUAACGGUACAACACUACAACAAGUCUGCCAAGUCCUGGUCCGAACCUUUACGCGCGGCUGUCAGUGCCAUUGAUGUUCAGUGGACCGCGAAUGCGAACAAGUUGGUGGCAGUCAACGGGGAUGGAGUAAUCAGUGUUCUCACUGCUAAAGAGUAAUGAUUUGGGCUAAUGGCGUUCAUAUUCGAGAGCUUAGGGUACAAUGAGAAGAUGCGGGAAUCAAGUUCGGACACCAAAACAAGAGAUUCAUUGUAGCCAACAAGAUCACAGCUGGUAACCCAGGCUUUUUCAAUGUACAUUACAAAAAAAAAACAGCUAAUGGGUGUAAUGAACUGUAAUACCUCGAUAAUGAAUGGGGAGUUUUCUGAAUAUUUGAUUACUGGCGUGAAUAAACCGCCACUGGAAUUUUAACAUUCAAUAUUGAA
This is a messenger RNA of Annulohypoxylon truncatum, 1838 nucleotides long. RefSeq names its product Prp19-domain-containing protein. Gene Ontology annotation, molecular function: protein binding; ubiquitin protein ligase activity. Gene Ontology annotation, cellular component: U2-type catalytic step 1 spliceosome; Prp19 complex; cytoplasm. The transcript is spliced from 5 exons. The coding region runs from base 142 to 1572 and encodes 476 amino acids. Gene Ontology annotation, biological process: protein ubiquitination; DNA repair; mRNA splicing, via spliceosome. The record is from RefSeq and is a predicted model, not a curated record. NCBI's taxonomy places the organism in Eukaryota, Fungi, Ascomycota, Sordariomycetes, Xylariales, Hypoxylaceae.